Molecule: messenger RNA, 2589 nt
Organism: Puntigrus tetrazona (Sumatra barb)
Lineage: Eukaryota; Metazoa; Chordata; Actinopteri; Cypriniformes; Cyprinidae
Gene: orai1a
Product: ORAI calcium release-activated calcium modulator 1a
Exons: 2
Coding region: 195-878 (227 amino acids)
Biological process (GO): store-operated calcium entry
Cellular component (GO): membrane
Molecular function (GO): store-operated calcium channel activity
Source: RefSeq, a predicted model, not a curated record
UUUCUUGUGGAUCAGAUGGUAGUGCCGAGCAAGUUACUGGGGUUAGUCAUUUUACAAUUUGAGUAUGUCACAGCGAGUUGAAGGGCUUCGGCAAACAUAAGAAGGGUAAUCAAGAAGAUACGAAGGCGAUCUCGGCGUUAAGGCAUAAAGCUUCAAACGUUCAAACCUUCUGAACGUACACCGAAACAAGCGCAAUGAGUUUAAACGAACACUCGCUUCAAGCUUUGUCAUGGAGAAAACUUUACUUGAGUCGAGCUAAACUUAAAGCGACCAGCAGAACCUCUGCUCUGCUCUCCGGCUUUGCCAUGGUGGCGAUGGUGGAGGUCCAGCUGGAGGACGAUCACGAAUACCCUCCCGGUCUAUUGAUCGCUUUCAGCGCCUGCACAACGGUGCUGGUGGCCGUCCAUCUCUUUGCCUUGAUGAUCAGCACGUGCAUCCUGCCCAACCUGGAGGCCGUGAGCAACGUCCACAACCUCAACUCCAUAAAGGAGUCUCCGCACGAGCGGAUGCACCGCCACAUCGAGCUGGCCUGGGCCUUCUCCACCGUCAUAGGCACCCUCCUCUUCCUCGCAGAGGUGGUUCUUCUCUGCUGGGUGAAGUUCCUGCCUCUGAAGAACAGAGGUAAAGAUUCUGGCCCGUCGGAGAACGCGACCGAAUCUUCAGGGAUAAGCCCGGGCGAAGCUGCAGCCAUCGCCUCCACCUCCAUCAUGGUGCCCUUCGGCUUGGUGUUUAUCGUUUUCGCCGUGCAUUUCUACCGUUCUCUGGUCAGCCACAAAACGGAGCGGCAGCACCAGGAGCUGGAGGUCCUGGCCAAAAUCACACAGAUGCAAAACCAACUGGAUCACAGGGGAGACGCGUCCUCAGCACAUUUCGCCUAGUUGAUGCAAAACACGGACCGUUGUCUUUAACAGACAACGGAUGACGGGAAUCAGGGAUUCUGAGAUAUAGCAAUAGAAUCACCGUAUCGUGAUGCCUGUGAUGUUUUUUCUCGGUUCGUUUGUUUUUGUAUACAUGCAAACAUUUAUAAAGAUGGGAAAUCUUUGCCGUUACGCUCUUUCAACCGGCUUUUCGAAUCUUCUGUUUUUGCACAAAUCGGAGAAAAAAAAAUAGGUGUUUUUUUUUUAUUACGGUUUUGUAAAUUUGGCACGUAUUAAAAUAGCCUGUUCUUCGCUGUUGGGAGUUUCUCGAAUAAGAAAAAACAUCGGACGAGACUCGAUUUUGUCAAACGGGACAUCGUCGGAUAGUUUAAGAGCGGAGGGAAGAUAUUUCGAUGGCGCAUGAUUUUUAGAAAACGAAAAAAUAUAUUUUGUUAUAAAUAGUGUAAUAUAAUAUAUUCCAUUACAAAUAAGGAUUGUCGCUGAAGUUAAUAAAUUCAAGGAUAAAAUAACAUUAAAGCAUAACAUUACUAUGAAAAUAAAAAUACACGGUUUUGAAUCCCUCAUUACUCGUCUUGCUCAAUUUCAACGUUUUUUUCAGUGGUUUGGAUGCUUCCGGCUUGGAAAAUGUAUAUAGCUGCACGAUUAAAAAGCGAAAUAAUACAGACUUAGGUGUUUUUUUAACAUGUUAUUGACUGGUCGAUUGAAUAGGGACACCAGCAUGUUUGCCAGAGCUGCUUGUCGUUGUUCCAGUUCAGUAUUUCCAUACACUGUUAGGCCAAAUCAUUAAACCCCAAACGCUUAGAAAGUUUCCCAGUGUUUAUGACAACCCAUCCGUUUUCCUUUUUGUUCAGUUUAACUGCAUCACGUCCGUACUUUUUCUACAGUGUGGACUUUUACCUCGUGAGCGACAGUGUCAUAACGGCGUGCAUGAAACAUGUACGUUCGGAAUAACAUUUUCUUAAAACCCGCUUCUUGAGAAUUGCUGGAAUUUUUUUUUUAUUUUAUGAUAUUCUGUGAUUCAGUCAAACGGUAUGUUGCGGGUCGCUUCGUUUCAAUCCUUGAUGUGCUCAGGCCGUGUGAAAACAUGUCGGCAUCGCCGUCGUUUAAGCCAUUAAGACCAGAAACCAUCCUUUUCUGGAAGCUUUAUCUUGCUUCGAGGUUACAAGCAGCUCAGAUGUAUAUAUAAAUAUUGUAUAUUUUCUUUUUCUCUGUUUGUUCAGCAUGCCUUUGGUUGUGUGAACACAACAUGUGGACUUUUAAAAUAGAUAUUUCAAAACGCCUUUGCCGUGAAGAGGCUAUUAUACUCUUAUAAUGUGUUUACAGAUGUAGUCUUGUAUUUUGAGGAGGAUUUUGAGCAUUUUUAUUUGGAAGAUAUUUUUUCAAAUUCGUCAGGCCACUUUUAUCUUCUGCCAUCACAACAGACGCUGAUCGACAUGUUUCGAGUACUUCUUUGAAAGUCCUUGACUCACAAUUUCUAGAUACAUUUUAUGUUUUGCUGUUUGAAUUGUAUUCAUAUUUUAUAUACAGAUUACCUUUACCCUAUUUUUGUAAACCUAUUAAUAUCCCCGCUUAAUGAGGGUGAAAUGAAACCUUAUUUUCGUAUUUCUUGAUUUUUAGAUGAUACUAGAGUUGUGAGAUGUUUUAUUUUAAGGCACUUUUAUGUCAAAUAGAAAAUGUGCGUUCGCCAAAUAAAAAUGUCUAAGCGGAAAAA